GAACUGCUGUUAUGUGCAGUCGAGCCUCAUUCUGUAUAGGCGGGUGUUUCGAUAAAUAAGUAAACGUUUCAGUGGAUCAUUUUGAAUGAUGUACCUUUUAUAGUUCAAAGUCCUAUUGACAUCAGUACAAUCCAUCAACACUAGCAGUCGAGAUGUCAUUUAUGAGAACAACAAAGGCAAAGCGAGCAACACCAGCUCUAAGUCAUAAAAACAAAGUAAAGAAGAAGCCCAGAAAACCACAGUGGGAUGAUACUGUGAACGAUCUAACUGUUUACAAAGCAAGUCCUGAGGAAGUUCAACGAAGAAAGGCAGUUCACAAGUCGAAUAAUUUAGAGGAAGUUAAGGAAGAACUCCAAAAAAAAUCUAUUGCAGCUGCAAGGAGAAGACAGAAUUCAAGCAGGAGCUCACAGCAAUCUGCCUUAAUAAAAGAAGUGUUAUAUGAUCAAAGCCAGUUGUUGGAUGUGCUCUCAAGGUCAGAUAGAACUAUGGCAGUCGUGAAAGACUUGUUUGGAGAUGCACCACCACGUUACAAAGGUAUUCCCAACAUAACAUGUGUACCAGACCAGACAAACCAAUCCUUAAUGAACAGGUCAGAAGGACUGAUAUAUCAGGAACCAGAAAUAUCCACCCAGAUGGACAUGCUCAGUCAGUCUCAUAUGGAUAAAAGUGCACUGAAUGAAAUGGAUGAGGAACAGUCUGAAGAUGUUUUAUUUUAUGAAAUUUUUCAGCGUUACAAAGGUAUUCCCAACAUAACAUGUGUACCAGACCAGACAAACCAAUCCUUAAUAAACAGGUCAGAAGGACUGAUAUAUCAGGAACCAGAAAUAUCCACCCAGAUGGACAUGCUCAGUCAGUCUCAUAUGGAUAAAAGUGCACUGAAUGAAAUGGAUGAGGAACAGUCUGAAGAAGAAAGCACAGACUUGCAAUACCAACCUCAGAUUGACUUGGACAGGUUUAGACAUUUUCUUGAGAAGGAGAGGGCUGAUCCUCAAGAGCUGAGUACUAUCCAGGGAAGUCAAGUCACUGCAGCGCCACUGUCUGUGCAGCAAGGCCAAGCAUCCAGUACAUUCGUCCAAGGAAAAAAAGCAGUUCCUGCCCCAUCUGGUGGGCCAUCACUCUCACUGCCAACUGGAGAUAAGGCAGUGUAUACACCCAAAAAUACUGGUGAUAGCUCGGGCGCUAUCAAUGGAACAGAAAAAGCUAAGAGAAGCAAAAGUAGGAUGAACAAGUCCCAGUCCCCUCUGAAUGUAUCAGGACUGACAAAUAUCACAGCACUUAAGCAGGUAUUGGUAUCACUGGAGAAUGAGCUGGCAGACUAUGAACAGAAGACUGGCAGACAGCCUGCAGCAGAGAGAUUGUACACUGACACAUUCUCUGGGUACACAGUGGCCAUUGUAGAUGCAGUGACAAGACUGGUUAGAUAUCUCAAACAGACUGAAAUCCAACUAGCCGCAGAGAUGACAGUUAGAGAGCAGCUGUCACAAGAAGUGCAGCAUUUAAACCAGCUAGUUGAUGCAGUAACUUCAGACAUCAUCAGUACACAAGAGGAGAAUGUCAAAAUAAGAGAAGAAUUCGCCAAGUACAAGCAAAACACAGAUGAGCAGUUUAACUAUCUUAAGAACAUGUAUUCAGAGAUGAACAAAAGACCCAUGAAUUUAUCAACUCCAUCAACUGUAAACAGUGGAAGGAGGAGGUCGGAAAAUAGACAGGAUUCCCCUUCAGUUGAUGAGCUAGCCAAUCAGAUGACAGAGGUUUUGAGUUCAGGGCCACAUCAGAAGAGACCCGCUCCUCCAGUGAUAUCUACAGCAGCAACCACAGCAAGAGUGGAUUCUUAUGGAUAUAACAGUGCUAUGCCAGGGACUGGUAAUCUUCCCACCUGGUCCUCUGACAGCACCACAGCCCACGUCAUUGUCCCGAGACCAGCGCCCCUAGUGACGCUGGACCAUACUCAUGGACAUCAGCCACAACAACAGCCUUUGCAGACAGUACAGUCAACAGUGCGUGGACCCAGUCCUUCCCUUUCCCAGCAAAAUAUUUCAAUGCCAGAGUAUGCCUCACUUCCAGUCUCACAGCCUCAACAGUCCACACAGCAGUGGCGGCCUCUGAAGGAAGUCACCAACACUCAGCACCUGCAGGCUGCAGUGACUGAGGAGUCCAGGGAAAAGCUAUUUAAGUCACAAAUUUUACAAAUAGCACAACAGGUUGCAGUGCUGAAUGAACAGCACAGCCAAGCACAGGACAGACUCCAGCAGCUACAGAGGGGUCUUUCACCAACUGGCCAGCUACAAGAGAAUGGUCAAACAUUAGACAAGGCAACAGCUCAGGGACAACAGUCUAAUCUCCAGACAAUGAAACCAAAUGCUGGUCAUGGUGACAAAAUGGAGAAAGAAAAUCCAUCUUUGCAGAUACAGGAGUUAAAUAAACAGCUUAAAGAAGCACAACAGAAAAUGGCAGUUAUAUUGCAACAGCAGACAAGAGCAGCCGUAUCUCCUCCCAUAUCCCCUAUACCAACAGAGAGUGCUAGGAACACACUGCAAACACCUACUUACUCUGUGCAGCCUCAGCAGACAUUACAACCUGGUCAUAAAGGAAUAACUGUAGCAUUACCAAGGAUAGAAGAGCUGGAGAUAUCUGCCACAAGUACGCCUUCUCCAAAGUCAGUUGAAAGCAGACGCAGCAGUGAAAUGGUUCAGUAUGAUUAUUAG
This is a messenger RNA of Lingula anatina, 2705 nucleotides long. Its product is annotated as spindle and centriole-associated protein 1. Gene Ontology annotation, cellular component: centrosome; spindle; centriole. Lineage: Eukaryota; Metazoa; Brachiopoda; Lingulata; Lingulida; Lingulidae. Gene Ontology annotation, biological process: regulation of centriole replication; metaphase chromosome alignment; mitotic spindle assembly. The record is from RefSeq and is a predicted model, not a curated record.